Messenger RNA from Arvicanthis niloticus (Nile rat), 1051 nucleotides. RefSeq names its product olfactory receptor 2T27-like. Gene Ontology annotation, biological process: G protein-coupled receptor signaling pathway. Lineage: Eukaryota; Metazoa; Chordata; Mammalia; Rodentia; Muridae. Gene Ontology annotation, molecular function: olfactory receptor activity; G protein-coupled receptor activity. Gene Ontology annotation, cellular component: membrane. The record is from RefSeq and is a predicted model, not a curated record.
UCUCCCCACAGUGCAGCUCAGCAGAUGGGCAGCGAGCACUGGAACUACUCCACCACUGGCUUUGUGCUGACGAGCCUUUUUAACAACAGCCAGAUGCACCUGUUCCUGUUCAGCAUGGUGAUGUUGGUCUACAUCCUUGCUAUGGCGGGCAACACAGCCAUGGUCCUUUUGAUUUGGAUGGACACCAGACUCCACACCCCCAUGUACUUCCUCCUCAGCCAGUUGUCCUUUCUGGACAUCUUCUUUACAUCAGUCACUGUCCCCAAGAUGAUAGUAGGCUUUCUCUUUGGUUGGACAAGCAUCUCCUUCGGAGGCUGUGGGGCACAGAUGUUUUUCUUCAUGUUCCUGGGGGCUGCAGAGUGCCUCCUGCUAGCCCUCAUGGCUUAUGACCGUUAUGUGGCUAUCUGCAACCCUCUGCGUUACCCAGUGCUCAUGAGCCGCCAGGUGUGCCUGCUCAUGGUUGUGGCCUCCUGGUUGGGAGGAUCCCUCAAUGCCUCCAUUCAGACUUCUCUGACCCUUCAGUUCCCCUACUGUGGAUCUCGGAAGAUCUCCCACUUCUUUUGUGAGGUGCCCUCGCUGCUGAUGCUGGCCUGUGCCGACACGGAAGCCUAUGAGCAGGUACUAUUUGUGACGGGAGUGGUGGUCCUCCUGGUGCCCAUUACCUUCAUUACCACCUCCUAUGCCCUUAUCCUGGCUGCUGUGCUCCGGAUGCACUCCGUGGAGGGGCGUAAGAAGGCCCUGGCCACAUGCUCCUCCCACCUGACAGUUGUCAAUCUCUUCUAUGGGCCCCUGGUCUACACCUACAUGUUACCAGCUUCCUAUCACUCGCCAGGCCAAGAUGAUGUAGUAUCCGUCUUUUACACUGUUCUCACACCCAUGCUUAACCCUGUCAUCUACAGCCUCAGGAACAAGGAAGUUACAGGGGCGAUGAAGAAAGCAAUGGGCAGGUGUGGAGUCAGUAGGAAUGCCUGAGACCCGAGAGAGGACUGAGAGACAAGUACCUCAGACCUCCACAGCAUCAUAUGCAUCGAAUGCUAAGGCAAGGAAAAGG